Monopterus albus (swamp eel) is the source of this 2456-nucleotide messenger RNA. RefSeq names its product divergent protein kinase domain 2Ab (gene dipk2ab). The coding region runs from base 699 to 2003 and encodes 434 amino acids. NCBI's taxonomy places the organism in Eukaryota, Metazoa, Chordata, Actinopteri, Synbranchiformes, Synbranchidae. The record is from RefSeq and is a predicted model, not a curated record. The transcript is spliced from 4 exons.
ACUGGUGUUGGAAAGAUUCGAAACAGAACCUAUUGUGGUGUGGAAGAGGAGUGAGCUGCUUCCUGAGACAAGAAGAAAAGAGGCAAUUCCGUGACCACACAGAGACUCAGUAUAACCAUACAGAUAUGGACGUCAAAGCUAAACACAAACGUCGUUGUUCUUUGUGAAGAAGACUGUGUCGUUCAGUCGGAAAGAUCCGGUAUAUGAAGAGUUAAGAUCUGACAUCCCAACUGUUUAUUUCAGAAGCUAGCAGGCUAGCACGCUAGAUACCUGGGAGCUAGAAAUGGAAAGCCCGAGUGAGUUUUCCUGAUAGAGAUCUUCGUCGAGCUUUGAGGAAGCUGUUUUCAGUUUAGAUAUUUUCGGCAGUGAUUUAAAGUGUCCGUCGCCCUCCUCGUAAGUAGCCGCAACUUUGAAGCAUGAUAUCAACUGAGCGCUAAGCAUUUCACUACUACAAACCACAAGAAGAAAGUCAUACAGGCCUGCGGACUCGAAGUUGCACACAAACACCAAGAAGUGAGAACAUGACUCACUGGCCUUUGUCAGAGACUGGCAUGGGCGUUCUGUGCCAGCCUUGGCCCUGCCUGCUGCUCUAGAAGCUAUCUUGGAACACCAUGAAGGAGAGGCAUUGAAUCUAGCUCCCUGACGAUCAUCUCUGUACUCCUUCUCGUCCUCCUCCUUGACCUUGCCUCACCCCCAUCAUGCUGCGCUUCCUGCCUCUCAAACUUGGCCGGCUGUACCGUUGUCUGAAGAUCCUGUUGGUAGUGGGAUUGUUUGUCAUCUUGUUGAUGAACACCCACAACCUGUUUGCUUCCUUUCAGAAGAAUGAGCUCACUGACAGACGCUUCAUCAACCUCAACAAGUGCCCCGCCUGUUUUGGCACCAGCUGGUGCCGCAAGUUUAUGAAUGGCCAGGUUUCCUUUGAAACCUGGGGUCGCCUGAGGUUUCUAGAUGUUUUCAAUGUCAAGAAUGUUUACUUUGCUCAAUAUGGCGAGCCCAGGGAGGGCACUCGUCGAGUGGUGCUGAAACGGCUUGGCUCUAACCAGGAGUUGGCUGAGAUAGACCAGAAAAUCUGCAAGAGGGCCACAGGCAGGCCACGCUGUGACCUUGUCCAGGCAAUGUACAAGACUGAAUUUGCCCGAAUCAACGGCGAUGUCCGUCUGCUCACUCCAGAGGUGGUGGAGGGUUGGUCAGACCUGGUGCACUGCCCCUCUCAGAGGCUGCUAGACCGUGUGGUCCGCAGAUAUGCUGAGACCAAAGACUCAGGCAGUUUCCUACUCAAAAACCUCAAGGACACAGAGAGAAUGCAGCUGCUUAUGACCUUAGCGUUUAACCCAGAACCACUUGUACUACAGAGCUUUCCGUCAGAUGAAGGGUGGCCAUUUGCCAAGUACCUGGGAGCAUGUGGGCGCGUGGUAGCUGUCAACUAUGUGGGCGAGGAGCUAUGGAGCUUCUACAAUGCGCCCUGGGAGAAGAGAGUCGACUUGGCACGCCAGCUGAUGGACAUCGCCGAGCAGCUCACUAACAACGACUUUGAGUUUGCCCUCUACCUGCUCGACGUCAGCUUCGAUAACUUUGCAGUUGGCCCACGCGACGGAAAAGUCAUUGUUGUUGAUGCUGAGAAUGUUCUCGUGGCAGACAAAAGGCUGAUCAAGCAGAACAAGCCAGAAAAGUAUGACGUGUGGUAUGAGAGCCGUUUUGAGGAGUGCGACAGGGAAGCCUGUCUGUCCUUCUCCAAGGACUCCCUUUGCUCCAGGGUCACUGUGGACCACAACUACUAUGCUGUGUGUCAGAACCUGCUGUCGAGGUAUGCUACAUGGCGGGGAACCACUGGAGGCCUCCUCCACGACCCCCCUGCCCACAUAGCCAAAGAUGGACAACUCGAGACCCUGUUGGACGAGUGUACCAAACCCAAAAAACAAUACGGCCGCUUUCAGGCAGCCAAAGAACUGCGCGAAUACCUCACACAGCUAGCUACCGCUUUGUCCUCUGCUACGGCCAGGUAAUGAAUGGAGUCUGCUUUAUGCACUGAGAGACUGGAUUGUGGACUCUUUAUCUCUGGACUCCUGAGAUCCUGGUUCAUGUACAUGAUGUCAUUUGCUCCUGUUUGUGCACUGGAGCAAUAAUGUGUAAGGGGCCUUACAUCAGGAAGUGUAAGAAUCAAACUUCAAAGCAGAUUUGUUAAAGCUCUAGCUUUUACCUGACAUUGCCCCUGUGUGAAAGAGGAGUGUGGCACUAAGAGAUACUGGUUAGAACCAGGAUUGAGAGGGGAUAGAGGUAACUUCUCCUCUCCCAGGGUGGGCCUGCCAGGUGAGAAAGGGCUCUGGUAAAUGCGUCUUUCACUGGAUCCAGGCUAACAAAACCAAGCGCGGCUAAGCAACAGUGGCAGCAAAACAAAACAGUCCUGGUCACAGCCAGUUUUUUUUCUAUUGUUUUUGUUUUUGUUUUUUUUAUUAGAG